Molecule: messenger RNA, 767 nt
Organism: Xylaria bambusicola
Lineage: Eukaryota; Fungi; Ascomycota; Sordariomycetes; Xylariales; Xylariaceae
Product: putative ribosome biogenesis protein nop10
Exons: 3
Coding region: 151-351 (66 amino acids)
Biological process (GO): snRNA pseudouridine synthesis; ribosome biogenesis; positive regulation of telomerase RNA localization to Cajal body
Cellular component (GO): box H/ACA snoRNP complex; box H/ACA telomerase RNP complex
Molecular function (GO): telomerase RNA binding; box H/ACA snoRNA binding
Source: RefSeq, a predicted model, not a curated record
AAUUGACGAUAUCUCCAUCCAACCAACCAAAUCUCGCACACUCCCGCACGCCACGCCGACGACAAUUACACAUCUCCCAAUCUCGUCUCAGAUUUUCCGCCUACAAUCAACUCUUAGCUUCUCUAUCUCGCUGUCCCAAAGACCGACAACAUGCAUUUGAUGUACACCCCCGACGAGAGCGGAAAGCGCAUCUACACGCUCAAGAAAGUCCUCAACGGCACCGUCACCAAGUCCGCCCAUCCCGCGCGCUUCUCGCCCGACGACAAGUGGUCGCGCCAGCGCGUGACGCUGAAGAAGCGCUUCGGCCUCCUGUUGACGCAGCAGAAGAACAAAGUCGCCGAGAACCAAUAAUCGACCACGCCAUUUGAAUCAAAAAAAAGAAAAAGAAAAAGUAACCAAUGGUAGUCGGAAACACGAAUGAAUGCGAAACCGAGCCGAACUUGAAAGACCGGAAGAUACAUGUCCUGUAUGCCAGCGCGGCAUGCAUGCAUGCAUUUCUCAAUAUCAUCGGGGACAGACUAUAUACCUACGUAAAGAGGAAGGCGUUUACGGCGUGCGGGGUGUAUGAUAAAUAUUUAUCUACGCAUUGUUUUGGGAAUAUCACUGUGUCUUGCUGGGAGCAGAAAGGGCCUGCGCCUUUGAUUAGACCUAAAGAGAAUACUAGGCGAGGAGAAGCUAGCUAGAUUCACUGAAUGACUGUGCCAUGGUAGCCGGUCGUAUCAUACCUAGCAUGCACAGAUAAAAAAUUCAAAAGAAACAUCAAAUCA